UGCAGUCCUCCUGCCUCAGCCUCCCAGAAUGCUGGGAUGACAGGCAUGUGCCACCAUGCCCAGAUCUGGGUUUUUCAAUCAUAGGACAGGAUUGAGACUGGGGAAGGAAAGAAGUCUGUAGCCAGGAGGACAGGUUUGGGGAGGGGUCAGCAAAGCAGUAGAUGCCUCAGCUCUGGGACUGAUGGCUCCUGCAGUGAGACCAGUUUCUCUUGUGUGUCCUGUCACCCCUAUGUCUGGUCCCUGUCCUGAGGCUCCACCACGUACCUGGGAGGACAGCGGGAGGUGGGCGGCUGAGCCAAGCUGCUGUGGAUGCUGGGCAGAGAGCUGGGGAGACACCUCCUCCGACAUAGCGCUUCCCCUGCAGAGGCAGUGGGUCAGUCUGCAGGGAGAAGGAGUUUGGCCAUUGUUGGAGUUGAGAGCUGAGCAUGGAGCUCUGUCUGUCUCAUCUGCAGAGCUUCAUGGCAUCUGAGUGUGUGUGCAAAUCUGUGUCCCCAUGUGUGCUCUAUGCACUCCUGUUUGUUUGUUUUCCCCAGUACUGUGAAUUGAACCCAGGAUCUUUGCAUUGAUCUACAUCCCCAGCCCUUUUGUGUGUGUGUGUGUGUGUGUGUGUGACACAGGUCUCUCUAUGGAGUUCAGGCUGGCCUUGAACUCACUAUGUAACCCUGGGCAGCCUCGAACUCGAAGCGAACCUCCUGCCUCAGCCUCCCGAGUGCUGGGAUGACAGGCGUGCGACCCUAAGCCGGCUGCGCACUGCUAGUCGCACCUGGGUGCUUGUGCCCGAGGGAGGGUCAGUGUCCUGCGGUCCGCGGUGCAUGCCCGCCUCCCCGGUGCCCACUGAGGGCGCGCGUGCCAAGCAGGACGCACGUCCUGUCUGUUUCCCCACCGCGCAAGCAUGAAGCUCGUGAAAGCGGAAGCCAGGGUUGGGGCGCGGGGCGGGGCGUCGGGGACCAACGUUCGCGCCCACACUGCAGAGUGACAAGCUGAGGCCGGGAGGGUGGGGGGCGGGUCCUGGCACCGCCUCCGGAGUCCUUUCCUAUACUGGGUCGCCGGCGAAUGAGGGCCGAGCCUGUCACGUGGGCGUGACAGCUGCGGAGGGGUGGCCCGCGGCAAUGUGGCCUGAGGGCGGCCUGCGCCAGGAGCCCAGCACCGAGGACCCCAGCCCCGCUUGCCCCACCCCGGCGCGCCCCCUCCCAGGGCUGCCCCGCCGGCCCCACCAUGUUCUCCAGGAAGAAACGCGAGCUCAUGAAAACCCCUUCCAUCUCCAAAAAGAACCGCGCGGGAAGCCCCAGCCCGCAGCCGUCGGGGGAGCUGCCCAGGAAAGAUGGGCUUGAUGCUGUGUUCCCUGGACCCGGCCUGGAGCCUCCGGUCACGUCCUCUGGUGUCAAGAACACAGCCACCCUGAAGCGGCCCACCAGCCUCAGUCGCCACGCCAGUGCUGCUGGCUUCCCACUCUCUGGCGCUGGCUCCUGGACACUAGGCCGGGGCUACCGAAGCCCCCUGACAGCCGCCAGCCCUGCAGAGGUGCCCACCGAGGGGCCUGGCACCGAGGCCACGGAUGACAUCUCAAACCUGCUGGCUGAUGUGGCUCGCUUCGCAGAGGGUCUGGAAAAACUCAAGGAGUGUGUAUUGCAUGAUGAUCUCCUGGAGGCCCGCCGGCCGCUGGCCCACGAGUGCCUGGGUGAGGCCCUGCGUGUGAUGCGCCAGGUUAUCUCCAAGUACCCGCUGCUGAACACUGUGGAGACACUGACUGCUGCAGGCACACUCAUCGCCAAGGUUAAAGCCUUCCAUUACGAAUGUAACAAUGAGUCGGACAAGAGGGAGUUCGAGAAGGCCCUGGAGACCAUUGCAGUAUCCUUCAGCAGCACUGUGUCUGAGUUCCUCAUGGGCGAGGUGGACAGCAGCACACUCCUGGCCGUGCCACCGGGGGACCCCAGCCAGCAGUCCAUGGAGAGCCUGUACCAGGGCAGCGAGGGCUCCCCGCCCAGCGCCGAGGACUGCGAGGAGGGCUGCCCGCCCCCGGAGGAAGUGGACAUGCUACUGCAGCGCUGCGAGGGCGGCGUGGACGCGGCUCUGCAGUACGCCAAGAAUAUGGCCAAGUACAUGAAGGACCUUAUUGGCUACCUGGAGAAGCGGACUGCGCUGGAGAUGGAGCUCGCCAAAGGUCUGCAGAAACUUAUCCAUGGUGCCAGACAGAACAUCACGCACGAGCCCCACAUGCCCCUGCUGUCCAUCUACUCGCUGGCCCUGGAGCAGGACCUGGAGUUUGGCCAUGGCAUGGUGCAGGCAGUGGGCACACUGCAGACCCAGACCUUCAUGCAGCCCCUCACCCUGCGGCGGCUGGAACAUGAGAGGCGCAGGAAGGAGAUCAAGGAGUCCUGGCACCGCGCACAGCGGAAGCUGCAAGAGGCCGAGGCCAACCUGCGCAAGGCCAAGCAGAGCUAUGUCCAGCGCUGCGAGGACCACGACAAGGCCCGCCUCCAAGUGGCCAAGGCCGAGGACGAGCAGGCGGCCACCUCACCUGGGGCGGGCAGCACAGCUUCCAAGACGCUGGACAAGCGGCGGCGGCUGGAGGAGGAAGCCAAGAACAAGGCGGAUGAAGCCAUGGCCACGUACCGCACGUGCGUGGCAGAUGCUAAGACGCAGAAACAGGAGCUGGAGGACACAAAGGUGACCGCGCUGCGGCAGAUCCAGGAGGUCAUCCGCCAGAGCGACCAGACCAUCAAGUCGGCCACCAUCUCCUACUACCAGAUGAUGCACAUGCAGACGGCGCCGUUGCCCGUGCACUUCCAGAUGCUGUGUGAGAGCAGCAAGCUCUAUGACCCUGGCCAGCAGUACGCAUCGCAUGUGCGACAGCUGCAGCGUGGCGAGGAGCCCGAUGUGCGCUACGACUUCGAACCACAUGUGUCUGCCAACGCCUGGUCCCCUGUCACACGUGCCCGGAAGAACAGCUUCAACAUUGGCGACACUUUGGGGACAGAGGCCACCAGCAGCAGCCCCUCAGAGGAAGGAGGGCCCAGUGAAGGGACAUCUGCCAAAGACCACAGGGGGGGACGGGGACACCAGGUGCACAAGUCGUGGCCAAUCUCAGUCUCAGACUCGGACGGCAGCCUGGCCCCCAGCGACGGCUCAGGGGACUUUAAGAAGUUCCAGCGGAUGUCAUCCAGUGGCACUGUGUCAUCCAGUGAGGAGCUGGUGGACCAAGAGGGUGGAGCAGGGACAGCGGAGUUUGAACAGGAUGACAUCAACAGCAUGGCCCCCCAGCUGCCAGUGGCUGUGCCCAGUGGGCCCUUUCGCCAUGUCGGGCUGUCCAAGGCAGCACGCACGCACCGGCUCCGGAAGCUCCGCACACCGGCCAAGUGCCGGGAAUGUAACAGCUAUGUCUACUUCCAGGGAGCUGAGUGUGAGGAGUGCUGUCUGGCCUGCCACAAGAAGUGCCUGGAGACCCUGGCCAUCCAAUGUGGCCACAAAAAGCUGCAGGGCCGCCUUCAGCUCUUCGGACAGGAUUUCAGCCGCGCGACCUGGGGUACCCCGGAUGGCAUCCCGUUCAUCGUGAAGAGGUGCCUGUGUGAGAUCGAGCGGCGCGCGCUGCGCACCAAGGGCAUCUACCGGGUCAACGGGGUGAAGACGCGUGUGGAGAAGCUGUGCCAGGCCUUUGAGACCAGCCAGGAGCUGGUGGAGCUAUCACAGGCCUCGCCCCAUGACAUUAGCAAUGUCCUCAAGCUCUACCUGCGCCAGCUGCCGGAGCCACUCAUCUCCUUCCGCCUCUAUCACGAGCUGGUAGGGCUGGCCAAGGACAGCCUGAAGGCAGAGGCUGAGGCCAAGGCAGCAUCCCGGGGGGCCCGGCAGGAUGGGUCUGAGAGCGAGGCGGCGGCCAUGGCCAUGGCGGGGCGCUUGCGGGAGCUGCUGCGGGACCUGCCCCCGGAGAACCAGGCCACGCUGCGGUACCUGCUGCGGCACCUGCGCAGGAUUGUGGAGGUGGAACAGGACAACAAGAUGACCCCUGGGAACCUAGGCAUCGUGUUCGGGCCUACGCUGCUGCGGCCGCGGCCCACCGAAGCCACUGUCUCCCUGUCGUCACUGGUAGACUACCCCCACCAGGCUCGUGUCAUCGAGACCCUCAUCGUCCACUAUAGCCUGGUGUUUGAGGACGAGCCAGAAGAGGGACUCAGGGCACAGGACGAGGCAAGCAGCCAGCGCUCAGAGGUGGUGGUGCCAGUGCCCUACCUGGAGGCCAGGGAGGCUGCCACCUAUGCCCUGCAGGAGGAGGACAGGGGCCGAGAAUCCCGAGUGGCAUCCAAUGAUUCUGACUCAGAGCUAGAGGAAGCCUCGGACUCCCUGUCCUUGUCAGAUGCCAGUGCCCUGCACCGCCUCAGCUUCCUGGAGAAGCAGGAAGGGGAGGCCAGCCCAGAGGAGGGUCCCCGAAGCCGGAGUGGCAGCGAGGAGCAGCUGGGGAAUGAGGAUGAAGAGGGCCCAGCCCAGCAGCUGUCCACAUACAACACCAAUCAGUCCAACAAUGUGGCGCUUGCCCGGCUGCUGCCCAUGAGGCUCCGCACCAAGUGCAUCUCAGGGGCCAGCUGUGGACACAGGCGGCCAGAGUUCGUCUGAACUGGGUGGGGAUGUUGCACUGCUGGCUGUUCUCCUGCCCCUCUGGAGGGCCCUGGGCCUGCCCUGGGUCAUUGCCAAGGGGGCUUGGGCUUGGAUGCACACACAGCUGAGGCCACACUGGUCACCUCUCUGGGGACAGCAGGCUUGGGGUCCACCCUGUGUCUGCCAUGCAGACAGGCCCAGCUCAGCCCAGCUGGGGGUUCCUGCCUUGGGGAAGUCACCUACUGCCAUAAGGGCUAAGCAGCCCUGCCCCAUGACCGCCUUCCCCAUGGCCUGGCCUCCCUGGGACUCAGGCCCCACAGGGAGGCCACUGCUGACCCUGAUCCGACCACUGGAGCUCUGGCUCCAGGAAGCUGUCACCUUUCUGUAAAGCUGGACUGGACACCUGGGCUUAGGUACACAAUGGAGUCCCUCACAGGCCACGUCUUUCUUGCAAACCCAAACUUCUUUUUGCUUAAAAUAAACCUUUUAAUCUGG
Molecule: messenger RNA, 5082 nt
Organism: Heterocephalus glaber (naked mole-rat)
Lineage: Eukaryota; Metazoa; Chordata; Mammalia; Rodentia; Bathyergidae
Gene: Arhgap45
Product: Rho GTPase activating protein 45
Biological process (GO): signal transduction; activation of GTPase activity
Cellular component (GO): membrane
Molecular function (GO): GTPase activator activity
Source: RefSeq, a predicted model, not a curated record